UCCCACUGGAUGCUCCUCCAUCAGCAGCGCCGAGGCUCUGUAAGGAGGAAACUCACAGCGAGAUGAUGGGAGGUGACCGGCAGUGUGAGGUGGAGAUGAUGCUGAAGCAGUCACAGAGGGAACUGCAGUGGAUCCAGAAGCAGCUGUCAAUCAUCUCCAAUAGGACCAAUGGACCUAUGAGGGCCAAAGAGAAGAAGCUGAAGAGCGAGCUGCUCCCUCUGCACAUAGCGGACCUGCAGGCGUAUCAUCUGCUGGAGGACCGUCAGCCCUCUGUCCAGUUUAGCCUCAGCCAGCUCAGAAAACACCACAGACUACUGGAGACUGAGAUCAGCAGGAAAAGGAAGGAGUGUGAAGUUCUCGAAGAGGAGGUGAAGAAAAAGAGCCAGUCAUGUCAAACCUUGGAGAGUGAGCUCCAGAAUGUUCUGCAGGGGAAAACACGUUUAAAUGUCCAGUUGUUUGCUGAUACCCAGAAGACUGCAAAGUAUGAGCAGGUGCAGAGUGAGUAUGAGCGUUUGCGGGCCGCUCUGUGUGCAGUGACUGUGGAGAGAGAUUGUGCUCUGUGGGAGAGGACUCAGCUCCAAGGCAAACUGGAGAACCUAGAGCAGGUGCUGAAGCAUAUGCGUGAGGCUGCGGAGAGGAGGCAGCAGUUAGAGUUGGAGCAUGAGCAGGCCCUGGCCGUCCUUAGUGCCAAGCAGCAGGAGAUCGACCUUCUGCAGAAGGCUCAGGUUGAGGCCAAAAAGGAACAUGAAGGUGCCGUCCAUUUGUUAGAGAAUCACUUGGACAGCAUGCAGGCUAAAGUGAGGGAGCUGGAGGAGAGAUGCCGGACCCAGAGUGAGCAGUUUAAUCUGCUCUCUAAAGAGCUGGAGAAGUUCAGACUUCAGGCCGGAAAGUUUGACAUCCUGAGCUCGAGCCAGCUGUCAGGGGGUGACUCACCCGGCUCUCCCACCAAAACCCCCUCACUCUCCCAGCUCCUCAAUGGCCUGGCGGCCCCAGCAGGGAAGGGUAAUGAAGGUUCCCUGAGCAAGUCUGUAAUUUCGGAGUUCAUCCGGCCUCUACAGAUGAGCGGGGGGGAGAAGUCGGAGCUUCUGUCCGUCAAACCCAGCUUCCUGUCCCGGAGCACGCCAUCCAGCCCCCGCCGGGCCUUCCUCUCCGAGGUCCGUCCUGUCAUCGCUGCUGCUAUGGACAAAGAGCUCAAUCUGUCCCCCCGUGCUAAGCCCAGGUACACAGGCAAAGUCAGACUGUGCGUUGCCCGCUACAAUUACAAUCCAUAUGAUGGCCCCAAUGAGCACCCAGAGGCAGAGCUCCCCCUGGUGGCUGGGAAGUAUCUCUACAUUUAUGGGACCAUGGAUGAGGACGGCUUUUAUGAGGGGGAGCUGUUGGAUGGCCAGCAGGGCCUUGUCCCCUCCAACUUUGUGGACUUCGUCCAGGACGAGGACCCUCUCUCCACUUCACUGUCGGAGCGCCUGAAAGAAUCGUCCUACCUCAACCACAGCCCAGCCUCUCUGGGCAGCAGCAGCGCCGUAAGCACACUAAGCACUCUGCUGUCCGAGAAGCUGGAGGCUUUAGGCUCCUGCACAGGCACGGGAACCAGCAGCAGCAGUGGAGUUAGCAGUCUGGGCCCUAGCUUGGGGUCUACUUUGGGCUUAGGCCUAGGCUUAGGCCUGGGUCACCACAGCCUGGGCUCAGGGGACCCGCUGGGACCCUGCAGUAAUGGCUCCGGUACGGCCACUCUAGACCUUAGCAUUGAUGAAAUUGGAGAAGACGUAGUGCCUUACCCCCGCCGCAUCACUCUCAUCAAGCAGUUAGCCAAGAGCGUGAUCGUGAGCUGGGAUCCUCCAGUGGUGCCGCCUGGUUGGGGGUCCAUAAGCGGCUACAACGUUCUGGUAGACCAGGAGGUGCGCAUGAGCGUGCCGUUUGGCACCCGCACCAAGUCGCUAAUCGAGAAGCUCAACCUAGCCACCUGUGCCCACCGCAUUUCGGUGCAGAGCGUGACGGACCGUGGCCCCUCAGACCCACUGCGCUGCAUGCUGCUGGUGGGGAAGGAUGCGGUGGUGGCGCCGCACUGCCUGCGUGUGGAUAACGUGACCCAAACCUCAGCCGAACUGUCCUGGAUGCCCAGCAACAGCAACUACAGCCACUCCAUCUUCCUCAACGAUGCAGAAUACGACGUGGUCAAGCCAGGCAGUUAUAGGUACCGCUUCUACAACCUGAAGCCCGUGACCAUGUACAAGGUGCGGGUUGUGGCCAAGCCUCACCAGAUGCCCUGGCAGCUGCCACUGGAGCAGAGGGAGAAGAGGGAGAUCUCAGUGGAGUUCUGCACACAGGCUGCCGGCCCCCCCUUCCCACCACAGGAUGUCCAGGUGCAGAGUGAUCCUUCUCCAGGUGUCCUGCAAGUACGCUGGAAGCCCCCAUCCCUCACACCCAGCGGCACCUCCAAUGGAGCCAGCGUCAUUGGUUACGUGGUCUGCACCAAAGGUCAAAAGAUAGCGGAGGUGAUGUACCCCACGGCAGAAUACGUGACAGUGGAGGUGAACCGUAUUCAGUGUUUGGAGGCACGUGAGGUGGUGGUCCGGACCAUCUCUGCACAAGGCGAGUCUCAGGACUCCAACACUGCUGCCAUUCCACACAACCUGCUGGGGGCUCCGCCUCACUCUCGCCCACCUCCGCACCCCCAGCCACACCCACCGCCGCCCCCUUACCCACAGAGCUACCCUCCAACCCACCCUCAACCGCACCUCCAGCAGCCCGUGUCCCACCCCGUCCCACACCCACCACCUCUUCACUCCCAACACCCACACCCUCCUCCUCCUCCCCCUCCACAACACCCCCACAUACACCCUCCACCUUCCCCCCACUCCAUCCCCAAACACAAACUCCUACCAAGUGCCAGAGACCCCCAUGCCAAAGAGCCUGAGUUGGCCCGGAGGCCCUGGGACCCCCACCCUCGGGCCCCUUCGCCCCUACCCCCUCCUACUCCUGGGGGCCACAGCCUGGAGCCUCCUCCACACCCAGAGGGCCGCCGCUCACCGUCGCCCCAGAGGAUCCUGCCACAGCCUCAGGGAGCCCCCAUUCCCAACACAGUGGCCCGCGCUAUGGCCCGGCAGGCUGCCCAGAGAAACAGCUCUAACAACAGGACGGAGAGGAGGAACAUCUUCAGCGAGAGGAGUAAUGCCCUUCACUCGCUUAACUCCGAUGAGGAAGAGGAUGGUUAUGACUCGCCCCAUGCCAGACGGAGAGGAGCCUCAGUGGACGAGUUUCUCAGGGGUUCAGAACUGGGCAGACAUCACCACCACUACAGUCACAGUGAGGAGUAUUACACUGAGAGCAGCCGUGGUUCUGACCUGUCUGAUAUAAUGGAGGAGGAUGAGGAGGAGUUGUACUCGGAGAUGCAGCUGGAGGAAGGGCGCCGCCGCAGCAUCAACUCGCACAACACACUCAAGGCGUACUACAGGCGGCAGGACCUAGCCGGGGUGGACGAGCAGGACAGCUGGGACUUGCAGCGCGAGGUGGUCCGCCAGCGUUCCCUUCGCUCCCACAAGCGCCUCCACAGCAUCCCGGAGGUGGCUGAGGAGGAGCUGCCGGAUGCCGGUUCGGAUGUCAUGGGCCAGCGGCUUCGCUUUGAGGAGGCCCGGCCUGGGACAUCCAGGGUCUACCAGCAGGACCAGCAGCAGCAGCAACAGCAGCAGGUUGACCACCUUUCUCCGGGCAAGGGUGUCCGAAGGUUGCAAAGACAGCGCUCUUCCCCUCGCUACACAUCCCUGGAGGGUUCCUUAGGUCCUGGGAGUCCCAGGGGUCCCUGCUGGAGCAGCAGCAGGCAAACCACCAAAAGCCCAGACAGUGGCCUGGACUGUGGAAGCGAGGAAGAAGGCUCGUUGGGGUACCGUGGAAGCUACCACUACCAUUACCAUAGCAGCCCUCUGAGGGUGGGGUCCGGACCCAACAUGCGCAUCAUCCACAGCGAGGGUCCCGUGGAAAGACGGGCGCUGGCCGCCGGCAGGAAAAGGACGCUGACCCGGCAGUCCAGCGUGGAGGAGGACUUCCUGGACGCGGCUGAGCUGAGGAGCCACUACUAUCGGCCACAUCAUCACCUUCACCAUCAUCACCUUCUUCUUCGUCACCCGCAGCGAAGGUUCCGGAGCGAGGGCAGGCUGACUGAGGUUGGCAGGAGCUAUAGCAGGGACAUUAGGGCCCACUCUGUGGCCAGACUCAACAGGGCUGUGGAUGAACCUCUGAUUUUAGGGAACCCCCCCCCAACGGGACGCUCGGAUCGACUGGACCAGUCUGGCCGUAGGACGAGUCAUGGCUGUCCGCCCCCCCAGAGAAGGCCUAUGAUGGUUCCUUCCAUUGAGAUCACCAUGGAGAAUAACAGUGAGGGGAGUGAGGGGAACCUCUCACCCAAGGACGAUGUUUACUAUGGCAGUGUAGCUCACCGCAGGAAAUGGCCGGCACAGCGCUCAGAGCACCGAUAUGAUGGGUAUGGUGGACGGGACAGGCGCUCUCUGGACUAUUUUGAAGAAUCUGAACUGGAUGACCUGCCGCGGAUUUUUGUGGCGCUGUUCGACUACGAUCCCCUGUCCAUGUCCCCCAACCCUGACGCUGCAGUGGAGGAGCUGCCUUUCAAAGAGGGCCAGAUAAUAAAGGUGUUUGGGGAAAAGGACACUGACGGUUUCUACAGGGCUGAAAUCUGUGGCCGGCGGGGGCUCAUCCCCUGUAACAUGGUCUCAGAGAUCCAGACUGAGGACGACGAGAUGAUGGAGCAGCUCCUCAAACAGGGCUUCCUUCCACUUAACACGCCCGUCGAAAAAAUAGUGAAUUGCGAUAGGUUCAAAGACGGCCGCUCGCUAAACCGCAGGUCUCGGAAAUCCAAGAGAGAGAGGAACCGGAGGAGCGGAAGGCACCCGGUGUCCACGCGUCGGAUGGUGGCUCUGUACGACUACGACCCCAGGGAAAGCUCUCCUAACGUAGACGUGGAGGCCCACUAUGAGGGCAUCAGACUGAGUGAUGAGGCUGAGCUGACCUUCUGUGCUGGGGAUGUGAUAACGGUGUUUGGGGAAAUCGAUGAAGAUGGGUUUUAUUAUGGAGAGUUGAAUGGACACAAAGGCCUGGUGCCCUCUAACUUUCUGGAAGAAGUGCCUGAUGAUGUGGAGGUUUACCUCACAGAGCCCCCCAGCCGGCAUCCCCAGGACCACCCUGGCCGGACAAAGACCAAAAGGGUUCCCGUGGAAAAAGCGGGGGGCUCUCCGAGACGAAGCGCCACACACACAGUGCGGCCCCAGGGGCCCGGAAGCCCCGCCCCACGACGGCCCCAAACCAUCCCUAAGAAACAAGGAUUGCUCUCCAGAGGAAAGAAACUGUUGAAAAGGCUCGGUGCUGUGAAAUAGGGUUCAGUGCUCCACCUUCUUCCAUUCGGGUCAGUGGUGUAUAGACUGUAUAGACACAGUCUGGCAAAGCGAGGGGACAAAAUAAAAGAAACACUCUCCCAUCUUUCUUCCAUUUCUGUUAACCUCUUGAACCCUAGGCUUAUUCGGACUCCUUAAUGGUCCAUAACGUCUGGACGUUUUUCAGCAGCGUUCUGUGCUGUGGGCCUCAGAUUUGGGUUUGGUGGGGGGGGGGGCAGCAUUGGAAGGCUGUAGUCUACAUAGAGCGCUAGAUUUCAUACAUGACAGUAGGUAAGUAAAGUAGAAGUUCCGAUAUUCACGUUUCAGUAGUAAAACAAAAACAAACAGCAUUAUGAACUGGAGUGACAUGUGGAUGCGCUGUAGUGUAGAUAGAUCAACAUUACAUGAUAAUUAUGCCUUGAAGCUGCUAUGCUGCAUUAAAUUGAAGUUCACAGUUUGGAAUUUCUCACCUCCAACUAAGGAAAGAUAAAAGAAAACGCCCCCUUAGCUGUGAAUUCCUGCUCGGAAAGUGCUCCGAUGAAGUGCUCACGUCGUCAAUGGGAACAAAGAACCCCUUCUGUUGAGUAAUAUGCAUUUUCGAUGAGUCAGCAUGUGACCACAUUAGUUGUUUCGAAUAUAACAUUGACCAUGAAGUUCACUUUGAGAAGGUAAAUCCAUCAUGAAUGUGUAAGUUACCGCUCAUGUUACUAAUGUUAGCUGGCUAGCUUGUUGCUAACAGCAGGUUGAAAGUGACGCAAUUCCAAGUUUCGGCUUCCCACUUCCGAGUAAAGCGGAAUGCAGCAUUAUGCUACCUGCUUCACUAAGUGCUGGUGCACAUCGUCAGAGACGGUGUUUAGUAGGCGCUGCCUUUUCACUUUAGCCUGAAAUGAAAAUGUAGCAUGACUGGUGUGGGAAAUUUAAAGGUGCAGUGUGUAAGUUUUAGGGGGAUCUAUUAUACAAAGCCACGUUUUCAUUACUGUACAACCACCUGUAAAGCACCUGUUAGUGCGAAUCAUUGUGUUUUCGUUAACUUAGAACGAUCCACCUCCAACAAAGCCCGCCAUGUUGCGCCACCAUAUUUCUACAGUAGCCCAGGAUGGACAAUCUAAUCACUGGCUCUGAAGUGGCUGCCGGUGUGAGAAUUUUGACAAAGGGAGGAUCAUGUUAUUUAGCACAAGAUGAAGCAAGCAAUGGUGAAUCCUUGAUGUCAAUGAAGUGAAAAACGUGAUGGCAACAGGAGGUUCUACUACACGCUUGGAAAGGGAGGGGUGAGGGAAGGGUAUUCAGUUGGCUGCAAACGGCAAACUCACUGCUAGGUGCCAUUAAAUUUCACACACUGCACCUUUAAUGGAAAACAUUAUCAAUAAUAUAAGCCAUGUACUUGUUUUCAACAACCAGAUAACUGCAAAAAAGUUGGAGCAUGUUCCCCUUGGUCCCCCCUCUGAAUUUGCAGCAGUGGUGGGCCCACAUGCAGAGCCUUAGGGUUUAAGAGGUUAAUUUAAGGUUCAUUUUUGACGAUGAAAUGGAAAAGGAGAAAAGGAAAAGGGUGGAAACUGGGGUUUUCAUGACCACAGACCAAACUAGUCGAUUUUUAUACCUCGUUUUCCGUUUGCGUGUCCUCUACUGCAAGCACAGAGACGCUACGAAACCUCUCGGUCUUGAAUGUACAGACAACAGUGUGGAGUUGGGAGAGACUUUUCUCUGGGAUGGUGAGCUCUGGCUUUGAUCUUUAUCAUGCAGUAAUAAAUCGAUAGUCGUAGCGACUCUCAAAACGUUUUCAUGAUCAGAACCUAAAAGCCGCCCGUAGCACAUUACACGGCAUCCAAAGGCCUCAGGAUGGGAGAAUGCUACAACUUGAUAUUAGCACAAGUUAUUACGGGUUUAGCACAAGUAACAGAUGUGUUUUGGAAGCACUGUGGAUAGAACGUGUGUGGAUUUCCCUCCACGGAGGGGAAAUAUGAAAUACUAAUGCACCCUGCCACUUUUGACUAGUUUCCCAGUUUUGGGUGGUCAUGAAAUUCCUAGUGGGGCUCAGCCCCCUCAUAUUUGCCUUAUAAAAUGCACAAUGGUUUGUGUGGCGGCCAGUCGGGCGGGUGAAAUUUGUCUCGUUUGUACUGUGUGCGUUCGUGUCAAUGCUUUCUGUUCAUGCAAACUGUUUCAGUGUUGUGCUGCUUACUGCAAAAACCUCACACGGAGUCGAAGGCUCGAGGACUGGAGGGGAAGGGGGUGGGAUUCAUGCCUCUAAUACGUAAAUCAGACCAAACUGUUGCUUUCCAAGCCAAUCAGGGGGAUCAUUUGGAUGAUUCGAGUCUUUCGCAGUCGUAGUUUCUCUCCAAAAUGUAACGCUAGCAUUAGAAUCAAGCUCAUUUUAUUUUCCGGUAGAGCUGAUGUGACGUUCUGGACUGAUGAGCGACUGAGUGAUUUCUGUUGACUUUCCCAGAAGACGUUAGAGCUGUGAAUGUAAGGCCCAGAGGCAUUUCCAACCUCCCAGAGCUACCAUGUCAGGAUGGGCUAACUAGGUACUCGUGCUUGUACUGUAUUUCCUCCUUUUCUCUCUCUCUCUCUCUCUCUCUCUCUCUCUCUCUCUCUCUCUCUCUCUCAAAUAAUGAUUUCCACUCUCUUUUUCUCUUCCUCAUUCCAUCGUUUCAUUUUGCACUUUGUCUGAUCGAAGAUUCUAACAUAAGAGUUUGGAGUGAGACUGCCAAAAAAAAAAAAAAGGAAUGUAUGAAGACAUUCUGUAUAUCUUGUACAAUUUUCAGCCAAAAUAAUAGUCAUGGAUAUAGUUU
Molecule: messenger RNA, 8164 nt
Organism: Pygocentrus nattereri (red-bellied piranha)
Lineage: Eukaryota; Metazoa; Chordata; Actinopteri; Characiformes; Serrasalmidae
Gene: rimbp2b
Product: RIMS binding protein 2
Exons: 29
Coding region: 63-5381 (1772 amino acids)
Biological process (GO): neuromuscular synaptic transmission
Molecular function (GO): protein binding
Source: RefSeq, a predicted model, not a curated record